Molecule: messenger RNA, 6644 nt
Organism: Exaiptasia diaphana
Lineage: Eukaryota; Metazoa; Cnidaria; Anthozoa; Actiniaria; Aiptasiidae
Product: sushi, nidogen and EGF-like domain-containing protein 1
Exons: 7
Coding region: 5647-6483 (278 amino acids)
Biological process (GO): cell-matrix adhesion
Source: RefSeq, a predicted model, not a curated record
UGGGCUAUGAAAACAUUGAUCAGGAUGCAUUCCACGGCAACCAUUUCCUUCCUUUUCUUACUUACAGAAAUUACCCUUGUACACCCAACGUGGCCUAUUUCCUUAGAUAAUUUCACUCCAUUUGGUGAAGACAAUGGUGAUAUAUCAAUGUCCAGUCGACUCGAUGCAAUUUCAGACAAAAACAACAUAACGACAGCUUUUCCUUUCUUUGGUCGGAAGUUUACUUCCUUGUAUGUAAGCAGCCAUGGAGUGAUAUCAUUCGAAAAAGUAUUUGCAAGCUACAGGCCAAAACGUUUUCCCCUUGUUGGUAACUUUACUAUAAUCGCUCCAUUCUGGGCAGAUGUUGCAAGAAGAUAUAUAGGUGGCAUUUUUUACAGACAAAACAAUAGCCAAUAUCUACUAGAAGUGGCAUCAAUUGACGUAAGAAAGGCCUUUCCAGGAUUCUCGCGAUUCUCGGCAAUAUGGAUGUUUGUCGCUACUUGGGAGAAAGUACCUUUUUUCGGAAGUUACAACAAUUAUCAUAAUAUGACUAAGAAUAUCACCAACACCUUUCAGGCUGUACUGCUAACCGAUGGCCGCUACUCGUUUGUACGCUUAAACUACCACAACAUUACAUGGACAACAGGAACAACAAGUGGAGGGAACCCAGACAAUGGCCUUGGAGGAAUUGAAGCAGGGUGCGGAUUCAACGCUGGAUUUGGCAAUCAUUCCUACAACGUCACUUUUAAUAAGUAUCGAAGCAUUGGGGUACUGGAUCUUCCUUUCAAAACAAACGUCAACAAAUCAGGAGUGUGGAUGUUCAGGACAGACGAUAUCACAAUACAAGAACCAAAAAGGCGAAUCACGGACGUGGAGGAAGGUCUGUCAUGUGAAUUUUAAUUCAUCAGAAAGAAAAAAGGAAAACGAAAUCAUCGGAAAAUUGAUACGACAUAUUCCUAAAAUAUAGACAGGAUACUUGGACACUUGCAGGAUAUUUCCAUGAAAUAGUCAUGGUUUUACGCUAGCUAUGUAAAUUUCAUGUACUUAUUUACAUGAAAUUUACAGAAUAUUUCCUGGAGUUACAGGUUAAUUACACAGAUGAUGUAAAUUACCUGGAAUUGAUGUAUCACAAUUUAAGUACCGUUUUUUGCGUGCUUCGAUUUGAUUUUAAAUUUUCUCUUGUAAUUCUUGAAUGUAUUCAAUCUGAAAUAACACAACGCACUCUGACUGGCAAGACGAAGGUGAAGUAAAAAAAAUGAAAAGAAAAAAAAGAAAAAUGAGAAUUGAAAAAAGGCCGACAACAAACCAUUAGCAGUCUUAAAGGUGAGUACAAAGUUGAAAGCAAGUUUUAAGUACUAAAUAAAAUGUCGUGUUAUCAGGGUUUUUUUUUUAAUCUAAAAAUUUGGAGUUUUACAAAUUGCGUAUUUUUCUCAUUACUGAUUCACAUGAUACUUAGAGACAAUUUCCAUAAUUUUUACAGCUGUUUAAUGAAGUUUGCAUAUUAUGUAAUUUUCCUGUAAUUGUUUAAAUGAGAUUUGCAGAAAUUUUAAAUUCUAUUUGCAGGAUUUUUGGAGAUGAUGUAAAUAUCGGGACUGUUGAACUGACCUGAAAAGUUGAUUACGACAAUUUAAAUUUCAAUGAUGCAAGCCAUGAGGCUGAAUCAAGGCGAAUCUGCCAAAGCAAUAUCCAGUGUCUAAUCGAUGCUAUAGCAACCGGACAGCCAAGCCUUUACGUUGAUGUCCCGAAACGUCACAAAUUAGUUCAAACAAACUUUGAGUAUAACCAGAAGCGAGAAUAGGUGAGCAUGAUUUGAAGUUGUGUGAUGAUAUGGGUAUAAAAAUAACAUGUAAUUAUUUCGGAAAAUCAGGUCUAGAGGAAAAAUCUUCAAUCUACAAAUUUUACAGUUCUUAUCACUAUCUAAAAAAGGCAAUCGAGCUUGCACUGUUGAAAAUUUAUACAUGGUUGUCUAAAGAUAGUCAAUUCGAGGGCUGCGAUGAAUUUUGGUUUCCAUGUUAAUUUUUUCAGUUUACGUGAUUUUCGCUUUGUCUGAUAUCUCUAACUCUUAUUUCGUCCCGUUCACGUGAUUCAAUCCCAACCAGUAAGACAAAAGAAAGAACAACUUUGACACUUUUGGUAUAUUAUCAUACAAAUAAUUUCGAUUUCAUACUUGCUGUCAAUCUUUGGCAUUUUGUAUGAUUUCUAUUGAAACAAUUCAAACGGCCGCUUUAUUAUAGGACAAACAGUUAAGUGUAGACAAGGCUCUAGUUUGUCGAAGCAAGAAUUUUAGACUAAAUGCACAGACAUUUGAUAAUAUGGCAAUGAUAACAAUAAUGCCCAUUCUUUUUGUACUUAUACAAAUUAUUCUCCAUUCGUCUGCGUCGACUAUCGCCUUGGAUGACUUAUUUGGUGAAGAUAAAGGAGGUAUUUUGUUGCGUCUAGGAGAUGAUUACAGCUCAGACAAAAUCAUGAUUUCAACAGCUUUUCCUUUCUUUAGUCGGAAUUUCACCACGUUGUAUGUAAGUAAAAACGAAUUAAGUAUAGUCUGUGUGAAUCAGCAUGUUACGAGGACCGCACGUGUGACGAGCCAGUCUGAUUUCAAUACUAAACAAUUAAAUCUAGAGACGGUAUAGUACGGAUUAGACUGAUUCCAUAAGUCGUAGUAUUCGCUCCUCGAUUUUUCGGUUUGUUGCUAAAAAAAAAGGAAAAAAAAGAGCGACCUGACAGACUGGUGGAAUCAGUCUAAGUAAGGAUAAAAUGUCUCGUCAAAAAACAGUUAUAUCCAUUUUUUGUGCAUAGUCAAUAUCCCUUUUUCUCUGUAUUUAUAUAUACGAACAGUUUAUUAUUUUUAAAAGCAUUCUAUAUUAUUAAAACAAUCAGUUAGUCCCGUGCAAUAACUCAACCUUAAUUCGUCAGUAAUAAUUUUCAGAACGAAAAUCUCGCCACAGACUCAGCUUUGAAAGAUUUCAUGUUGGUGAUCUAUGAAAGAUAAUAUUGCAAAAUAUACCUGAAAUUUGGUUCCGCUAUAGUGGGUAAGUAACGACACUUAUUCCAUUCAGACGUUUUAUUUCUGUGAUUUUUCAUCAAAUUUCCUUAAUCAUAUCCAAAAUAACUCUUAGAUUUUCACUGAAAUGCUAUUUAUAUUACUGAUGACACAAAGUAUAAGGAAGUCGUCUAUAUUUGAGCGCAACCACACGUACGGAAAGUGAAACAUCACGUCUUUGUACCUUAUGUUUCUGUUAGUGGUAUAUUGAUAAUUAGUCAAAUUAACAUCAUACCGUGUCGGUGCCGGAUCCAGAAUUUUUAUAUUUUCUAUAAAGCUUAAACCGAAGGAUUAAUAUGGAUAAGUUGGAUUGAAAUACCGAAAAUAAAAAGGCUAAGACAACAUUCGUUAGUCUCACUCGUAACAUUUGAAAUACAAUCCUAAGAUCAUGAGAACAUACUGAUGAGAUUGUAAGCUAACGGAGAGAUAUGACGCCUGAAAAUAAGAUUUUACCGUUUUCACUCGCUUUAAACUACCAUGCUACGGUGUAUCAACCUUCCAAGCAAAGUCUGUGGGAUAUAUAUCUAAUUUUCAAUCAGUUGUAGCAAUUAAAACACUUUUAUUGCAGGGACUUCUUUAGAAGUUCUUUAGAGCUUUUAAAAUCUUUAAAAUCAGUAAACAAAGUGCAAAUUGUUAAAAAGUACCACUUCUGUUAAAAAUGUCAAGUCGUAAACAUUUGAUUAAAUCUGUCAACGCCCUGUGCUAUAUUUCAUUGAAUUUAUUUAUUUAUUUAUUUAUUUUUUGCAAAUAAAGAAAUCAAAGAAAUAUGGAUUCAUCUGGGUCUCAAGGGCCCGUUUCCUUAAAAUUCUAUUUGUUUUGAUUAUAAUUAUAAUUAUAAUAAUAUUUGAUUCAUCGUAUCGUUCCGAAUUUGUCUACACAAUCAAUCUUCGAGCUCUGUUGCCUGACGGCUUGAUGUAUUGAUAUUCUCAAACAUAAGAGUAAUGUUCUCUUAUAUUCUUAUAUUUUGAACCAAAAUUUCUGACUCCCAAGCAAAAUUCGACCAGUUUCUAUGUGUAAAUUAAACCUAUGCUUGUCAAACUUUUGACUUUCACGGAGUUUAGAAAAAUAUUGUGUUUUCCUUCAUAGCAGUACCGUUUAAGGGAAAGGGUUUCGUAAUCAGGAUUCAUUGAAAAAAGUUUCGCUAUUGUUUCUGAGGAUCUAAAAUGUAUAGUUUAGUGCGGACAACUACAUGCUAUUGUAAUGUAAAUUGCAAGUAACAUUACCACAUUUAAGAGGUAAGUAAAUUACUUUCAUGUAGGACAACUGCUUAACUACAGCUUGAGUUUCUAAAGCUCCAGACAAACUAUCUAUCUGAAGUAAUGCCCAGGAAUCCGUAUCGACUGAUUACCGCCCAGUAUUGUAAGUUGGACCACCUAAAUCAGUUAAAUUGCUUUGCAAUGUUAUUUUUUGUACUACAACACCCGUUUGCAAAAAGAUAGAAAAAUAAUUAAUAAUGAUAAUUGUUUUAUUUAAUACUAUUUUCAAAGUCUAAACUUUCAUUUCAAAUUUAUUCUGCUGAACCAAUUAAGGUAUUUGAUGCAAGACAAUAAUGAAAGAUCACGAUGAAAGAUCACACUAUCAAAAUGAAAGAUCAAAAUCUAAAAUAGAAGCUUUGAAUCAUAUUUUGAAUGGAAUAUUAAUAUAUUUUUUAUAAAUAUUUACCUAUUGUAUUGUAUUGCAUUUUUUCUAGAAGUUUAGUUAAUUAGCAGAGCGAUUCUGAAUUCUGUAUGGGCAUUGACCAAAUAAGGUAAUAAAUCAAUGUUCAAUUCCAAAUAGCUAGGAGACUGGGCUCUACCCUACCACCAUAUAUCUCUGAAUACAGCAUUGAAUCAAUCAGUUGGGCUAUCAAAAGCGUUGGUCAACAUGAGAACUUGAUGACAUUUCUUUUCAUAAUUAGUGUUUUACCUGACUCUAUUGCCUUUAUUUCAUCUGGUGAAGACAGCGGCGAUGAAUCACUGUCAGACUAACCACAAAGGGUGAUAAUCUGAGACAACGUAAUAAUCCACAACUUAUCCCUUAUCUUAUCCCGCAUUGUAACCGCAUUGUUAAGUCCCUUCUUAUUUCAUCUCAUGUAGAACUAUACUCAAGGCCAGGAAGUUACAUUUCUCCUUGGCGUCCUAAGGCUAUCUAGUGUGUCUUUGUGCAAUUUAAAGUAGAUCUUCAUUUUCAAAAUGCCAAAUCGGUUAUUUAAUGUUUGACUCAUAAUUUUGUCGUAUUUCUGGAGUCGAUUCUAUUUGCUUUUCGAUUCUCCCUCCACAAAUAGACCAUAAUUACUAAUACCCUAUUUUGACCCUUUUCUUUUAUAUGUGACCAUUUUUGUCUCAGCGAAAUGCGACGUCCAACUUAUUUUGAUGACAACAACAAUUUGGAACUCUCCUGUUGAAAACUGAUCAGUUCAGUGCUUAAUCCAUGGUUGACGGGCCGCAUUGCUGUAGAGUCUUUGGAGAAGGCAGAUUGGAAACCUUUUUUUGGAUUUGAUAUCCUCUUGAGCACUUCUCACACAAUAUUUGCACAUAUACAUAAUAUCAAUCACGUAACAUCAAAUCAAGCCCAGGGCGGUCAGGUUGUUCGUUAUUGCUCGAUUAGUGCUAAUCCUGGCUUAAGUGUUAAACACAUUCUAUGGAGUCAUGAUUAACGCUCAUUGGCCUUUCAACAAUCCGGCGUCCAGGUGGACUAUGCAAGCAUUAUUAACAACCAUCUUCUUUGUUUUCACACAUAUAGAAAUUCUCUCAUCAUCGUCUAUUGACUUGGAUAACCUCAUUCUAUUUGGCAAAAACAACGGUGAUAUAUUGUUACCUCCAGGAGACGACUAUGAGAGUUCAGGCAAAAUCGAUAUUACGACACCUUUUCCUUUUUUCGGUCAGAAUUUUACUUCCUUAUAUGUGACCAUCAAUGGACUAAUAUCAUUCCAGAAAUUAUUUGUAAGUUUUAAGCCUAAACCGUUUCCUCUUCGUGGUCGUGCUAUAAUUGCUCCAUUCUGGGCUGAUGUUGAUACAACUAAGGGAGGUGCUAUUUGGUACAGACAAAACACAACCACGCACUUAUUAGAAGUGGCAUCACUCGACGUAAGAAAGGCUUUCCCAGACUUCCAACGAUUCUCUGCAAUAUGGAUGUUUGUUGCAACAUGGGAGAAAGUACCAUUUUUUGAAAACAAGAAUGAGAAUAUCACCAACACCUUCCAGACGGCAUUGCUAACCGAUGGCCGUCACUCGUUCGUUCGUUUUAACUACCACAACAUCAAAUGGACUUCAGCGAAAUCAAGCGGAGGAAACCCCAACAGCGGCCUUGGUGGAACUGAAGCAGUGUGUGGGUUCAACGCUGGAUUUGGUAACUAUUUCUACGACAUAACUCGUAAUGGCUAUAGAAACAUUAGUGUAUUGGAUGUCGCUGUCGAAUCAAAUGUCAACAAAUCACGAGUAUGGUUGUUCAGGACAGACGACAUCACAAUACAAGAGGCAAAUUGAUCCCGUCAUCCCGGCCAUACGUUUCAGUAAACGUACCAAAAUUAAUGAGAUAAAACUUUAAACAGCCAUUCCAUAGUAUGUUAAAUUGUUUUGUUUUUGCCUUUUAAUUUACGGCUGUAUGAUUAUUUUGAAGCUCGAAAUAAAGACUUUCUUAUCUUUAA